Molecule: messenger RNA, 1259 nt
Organism: Annulohypoxylon maeteangense
Lineage: Eukaryota; Fungi; Ascomycota; Sordariomycetes; Xylariales; Hypoxylaceae
Product: FAD-linked sulfhydryl oxidase ALR
Exons: 2
Coding region: 115-684 (189 amino acids)
Cellular component (GO): mitochondrion
Molecular function (GO): flavin-dependent sulfhydryl oxidase activity; flavin adenine dinucleotide binding
Source: RefSeq, a predicted model, not a curated record
CUUGCUAAUUUUAUUCUCUUACCUAGCACCUUUCGAUCUGUCGCAAGCUAUCGUGAGCUUUUCGCGUUGAUUUUUUUUUCUUUGCUACCAUUCUCCACCGGUCAUAACGCCAGAAUGGCCGUGGAUACGGGAGAAUCGCAGCCCAACCAGCUACCUAAAGGUGUCGUAAUAGGAAAGGAUGGUAAGCCUUGUCGAUCAUGCACAUCAAAGAAAGACUUCGCAUCGUGGGCACAAAUGACAAAAUCCUCGCUCAAGUCAGGCAGUAGCGCCGCAACAAGCGCUGCUGCCGGUGUUGGGGCUGGCGCCCUCGCUGCCUCUACGUUUGCAACGCCCGCUACUCCGGACGACUGCCCCGCCGACGUCGAGACAUUAGGUCGAAGUACAUGGACACUGUUACAUUCCAUCGCGGCAACAUACCCUAAACAACCUAGCGUUACCCAGCAAUCUGACCUCAAGACCUUCAUGGGAAUCUUCUCAAGACUGUAUCCAUGCUGGGUAUGCGCCGAGGAUUUUCAGAACUACAUGCAGAAAGAGCAAAUCCAGGUUGGCAGUCGCGACGAUUUCGGCAAGUGGUUGUGCGAGGCGCAUAAUGCGGUCAACGUGAAGUUGGGUAAAGAUAAGUUCGACUGCUCUAAGUGGGAAGAGAGAUGGCGGACUGGCUGGAAAGAUGGACGUUGUGGCUGAGAUAAACGAGCGAGAGAACGAUUUCGAUUCGGGUCCAGGAAUCUGAUCUGCCUGCUGACGCCGACUCCUCGCAACUCUCCCCCCCUUCCUCUCCGCAAACGGAUGACGAUUGUGCAACUUCAGAAAUUGCGGCUGAUUCGCGAUGGAUGAAGUUAGUCCUGUACUACUUAUCUAAUGUACUAUAGUAUCUUUGUCACGAGAGAUGACUAACGACCGCAUAAAUGAUGUUUCAGAAUUAGAUAUUAGAGAUAGCUUCACCGCUCAUAAAUAUGUAUUGGAAUCAUGAGAUUUGACAUCUGGGUUGUUAUGACCGGUUGACCCGAAUGAUCUGGCAGUCUGGGUAUCUUGGUCAAAUCUUAAUGCGCAGCAUUAUACUGGGUCGUUCCAGACCGGCGGUCCAGAGCUAGCCGGCUAGUCAAAGUAACUCGGGGGCGGCCGAUUGGCGUGCUGUAUAAUGGAGACUUCUCAGCUCUGGAGGGCUUGAAUUGUUAGGUACUAGGCAGCUAGGUAGGUAAGAUUCGAGUAAUAUUCAUGAAGAUGUGAAGUGAAUUGUAUGAUGACUGAAUUGAGUUAUG